Molecule: messenger RNA, 633 nt
Organism: Thamnophis elegans (Western terrestrial garter snake)
Lineage: Eukaryota; Metazoa; Chordata; Lepidosauria; Squamata; Natricidae
Product: pulmonary surfactant-associated protein C-like
Exons: 6
Coding region: 1-633 (210 amino acids)
Biological process (GO): respiratory gaseous exchange by respiratory system
Cellular component (GO): alveolar lamellar body; extracellular region
Source: RefSeq, a predicted model, not a curated record
AUGGAACACAAUUUAGAAGUUGUGGUGGUCACAGGAAUAGGGGACACCUUCCACAUAUCAAGGGGAUUCAAGUUUAUCCCCAGGAUCCCAAAAGACAGAAAGUAUGUGAUUCUCAUCUCCUCGGUGUUGGUGCUUGUGACAGCAAUAAUUAUUGCAGCCAUUCUCAUUGGAGUUUAUAUCACUCAGGAAUACACUGAAAGGAUCAUCAAAACCAUCAGCAAAGGAAAUGAUGGUCAGAGGGUAGAGCGGACCAUGAUGCUGAACAACCAUGAAAGAUUGGCUGCAUUUUUGAUCAAGACCAAUAAGACUUCGGCGACAGUUGUCUAUGAUUACAAACACCAUCUGAUUGGCAUCCGACUUCACUAUCAAAAACAAUGCUCAGUGGUGGCGAUGGAUUCACUUGAAGUUCCCAGUUUAAAUGAAGUCGCCCACAAAAUUGAACAUUUUGAUGAACAGGAUUCAGAAAGCAACGGCUCGGUCUACAGCUUCAAGCAGGGAAAACUAGCUGUUUGUACCACUCUUGGAACAACUAUAAAUAUCCUUUGUGGUGAUAUUCCUAUCUACUGGGCUGAGAAACAACAGAAGGAAUCACGAAUUAUCUGUGUCGCAAUUGCAGGUGUUUGCGUUAUGUAA